GCGCCUCCCAGAGCCCGGGGUUGGACUCGCUGCCCGGGCGCCUUCGGUCCCCGGGAUCUGCUGUCUCCCUUCCCGCCCCCCCGCCCCGGUCUGGCUCUUUCUCGACCCUCCACCCUCUUGCUGUCUCCUUUCCCUCUCUUCUCUGAUGAGCUUCCCCCUGCAGUCUGUCCUUCUCCCAAACUUGCGAUCCCCUCACCUCUGAUGGCCCGCUCGGGACUUGGCCCUGCCCAGCCAGCAGCCUUGGUCCCCGUGGCAGCCCCUGGUCCCAUGGGGCUCUCCUGAGCUAAGGCCUGGAGAGCCCAGUCGAGGGUAUCUUUCCCAGCUCCCAGAGGCAACUCUGUGCUCUCCCUGCCUUCUCCCUCAGCCCAGGAGGAAACUGAGGCAGCUCAAGGUCACAGCCAGCAUAGGGCAGGGCCGAACAUUAUUUAAACCUCACGCUUGAGUUUCCAGACUGAACUUCCCCUUGGCUGACUCGCGCGAGUCCUGGGAUCCGCUGGCAGGGCACAUUGCUCCUGGGCUGGGGACCCUGUGCCUCCUCCGUGCCGUCCACCUGCCUCAUCCUGCUCUUCUCAUCUGCCCAUCUGUGACGGAGCACGUGGCAUGCCUGGAUGUCCCUGCCCUGGCUGUGGCAUGGCCGGCCAAAGGCUCCUUUUCCUCAUCACCCUUGCCCUGCAGCUGCUGGGGAGGGCCGGGGGCUCCCAGCCAGCCCUCCAGAACCGGGGGGCCGCAGCAGCCUGUCGCCUGGACAGCGAGUCCUGGGGGUCCCUGCUGAGCAGUGACAGGCUGGACACCUGGAUCUGCUCCCUCCUUGGCUCGCUCAUCGUGGGCCUCACAGGGGUCUUCCCACUGCUUGUCAUUCCCUUGGAGAUGGGGACCAUGCUGCGCUCAGAAGCCGGGACCCUGCGCCUGAAGCAGCUGCUCAGCUUCGCCUUGGGGGGCCUGCUGGGCAACGUGUUCCUGCACCUGCUGCCGGAGGCCUGGGCCUACACAUGCAGCGCCAGCCCUGGAGCUGAGGGGCAGAGCCUGCAGCAGCAACAGCAGCUGGGGCUGUGGGUCAUUGCUGGCUUCCUGACCUUCCUGGCGUUGGAGAAGGUGUUCCUGGACAGCAAGGAGAGGGAGGAGUCCAGGCAGGCCUCCAGCAAAGACCCCACUGCUGCUGCGCUCAAUGGCGGCCACUGUGCGGUCCGGGUGGUGGCACAGCCCAGCCUGAACACUGAGGUCCGGAACCUCAAAGUCAGCGGCUAUCUUAAUCUGCUGGCCAACACCAUAGACAACUUCACCCAUGGGCUGGCUGUGGCUGCCAGCUUCCUCGUGAGCAAGAAGGGCGUGGGCAUGUGGGGCGCCGGCCAGCGCAGCCCCGGACUCAGGCUCCCGUCCCUGCAGAUGGGGCUCCUGACCACCGUGGCCAUCGUGCUGCACGAGAUCCCCCACGAGGUGGGCGACUUCGCCAUCCUGCUCCGGGCCGGCUUCGACCGCUGGAGCGCUGCCAAGCUGCAGCUGUCCACAGCCCUGGGGGGCCUGCUGGGCUCCUGCUUCGCCAUCUGCUCGCAGCCAGUCGGGGUCUCCCCCUGCGCAGAGGAGACGGUGGCCUGGGUCCUGCCCUUCACGUCCGGCGGCUUCCUCUACAUCGCCCUGGUGAAUGUGCUGCCAGACCUCUUGGAGGAGGACGACCCGUGGCUGUCCCUACAGCAGGUGCUUCUGCUCUGUGCCGGCGUCGUGGUGAUGGUGCUGCUCUCGCUCUACAUCGAGUGACCAAGUGACCGACGCCCCACCCACACAGCAAUAAGACGCUCGGAUUCGCCCGUGACCGUGCGUGUGUGUGUGUGUGUGUGUGUGUGCGUACACGUAUGCGUGCGCGUGCUCUGGCCAGGAAGCGUGUGCGAGACCGACACUGUGACCUGAUGGCCUCGGCCCGCCUCCCCGACACCCGGUCAUCUUGCGCCUCCAGGGGAUCAGCGCUGGUCCCCAGAGCCCGGGACCCCAGGCGUGGGUGGCUCGAGGAACCCAGGGCUGCAGGGACCGGAGGACGAGCAGCCUUCGGGGGAGUGGGCCCCUCUGGUUCCGCCCCGGCUCGGGCGCCCUCCCUCGGGUCCAUCUUCCUGGCCAGCCAAAGAAAGGGCAGGCCCACGCUCAUGUCCCCUACCAGUGCCCUGACAGCGAGCGCCGAGGCUCUCGCUACCGCCAGCUGCCAUGCAGCAGCCUGCAGAGCGGCCGUGACCGGCCCGGGCCAGGCGCCUCCUGUGGGCUCGGCCGAGACAGGCUGGGUUGCCUGGGCUGCCGCUGUCAGCGCUCAGGAAUGUGCUCCGGACGCGGCCGCCCACAGCCGGCUGGCCCUGCUUAGGGAGUGGCUGAGCGAGUCUGCAAGGUCGUGAGGCACUCGGGUGGUCUCAGCUGCAUCUGUAAAUACCUGUCUGUAGACGGCACAGAAUAAAUAUUCAGACCAGA
Messenger RNA from Heterocephalus glaber (naked mole-rat), 2445 nucleotides. NCBI's taxonomy places the organism in Eukaryota, Metazoa, Chordata, Mammalia, Rodentia, Bathyergidae. The record is from RefSeq and is a predicted model, not a curated record.